CUCCUACCCGAGCAUAAGCAGCCUCUGAGAGCCACCGAAAGAAUCGUUUUAACCAACAUUUACGUGUUUAAUUUGUGUCGUCGUUCUCUAAUUUUCAAGUAUUUACCACCAACAUGUCUGCUCCUAAGAAGGGAGACUUGUCCUCAAGUGAAAAGGAGUUGUUUGAGGUUAUUACUGCAGGAAAUGUUCAAGAGGCCUCAAGGCUGUUGGGCUGUAAGGAUGUUCGAGUCAACUGUUUGGAUGAGUACGGGAUGACCCCUCUCAUGCACGCUGCUUACAAAGGAAAGGCAGACAUGUGCAAGUUGCUGCUGCAACACGGAGCGGAUGUGAAUUGCAACGAGCAUGAGCACGGAUACACAGCGCUGAUGUUUGCUGGCCUGUCAGGGAAGACUGAUAUCACGUGGAUGAUGUUGGACGCGGGGGCGGAAACGGACGUUGUCAACUCUGUCGGAAGGACCGCCGCUCAAAUGGCCGCCUUUGUUGGGCAACACGACUGCGUCACGGUGAUCAACAACUUCUUUUCACGUGCCAGACUGGAUUACUACACCAAGGCCCAGGGUUUGGAGAAGGAACCAAAGCUGCCACCUAAACUGGCCGGACCCCUCCACAAGGUCAUCAUGAGCACCAACCUGAACCCUGUGAAGAUGGUGAUGCUGGUGAAGGAGAACCCGCUGCUGGCAGAGGUGGAGGCUCUGGACAAAUGCCGUCGGGUGAUGGAGCUCAUCUGCGAGAAAUGCAUCAAGCAGCAGGACAUGAACGAGGUGCUGGCCAUGAAGAUGCACUACAUCAGCUGCCUGCUGGGAAAGUGUGCCUCCUUCCUCAAGGACCGCGAGGACAAGCUGGACGGACUCAUCAAGAGUUUGCUGAAGGGGCGAGACUGCGACGGUUUCCCCGUCUAUCAGGAGAAGUUUAUCAGAGAGUGCAUUCGCAAGUUCCCGUACUGCGACGCCACUCUGCUGCAGCAGCUGGUGCGGAGUAUCGCUCCUGUAGAGAUUGGUAACGACCCCACAGCUCUGUCAGUGCUGACUCAGGCCAUCACAGGUCAGGUCGGCUUCAUGGACGCAGAGUUUUGCACUUCCUGUGGAGAGAAAGGAGCCGAGAAGAGAUGUUCCAUCUGCAAAAUGGUGAUCUACUGUGGCCAAGCCUGUCAGAAGAUGCACUGGUUCACACACAAGAAAGUUUGUAAGAAGCUCCAAGAGCAGAGAGAGACGCACGAAGCAGAAUCAGCCAAACUGAGGACGCAGCAGAGUAAAGAGGAGAGUGACGCGGUGCAGGAAGCCACAGACUCCAUACAGGAGCUCUCAGUGGAGACCAACAGCGAGGUCGCACCCUCAGAAACCUCAAACCCCGCCCCCAUCGCAGCUGCCGACAACUGAGGAGCGCCCGUCAGCAUCCGCCAUUCUCCAGAACACAUCCAUACUCCACAGACAGAGAGAGCAAACUGGCAGUAAGACUGAAAGCCAGACAAGGACUGGUCCGGCCGGAGAGACGAGCCCGUAUUUAUUAUCGACCUGAGACUGUCACGGAGGCAGGGCGACACCGAAGCAUCCGAGGAAGGUUUGUGCCACAGCGGCCAUCUUUGUGUAAUUUUUAUAUGUUGAUUUUUUUUUUCUUUCUUUUUUUUUUUUCAGACGACAUUGUCAUAUGUGAAUGUGAGAAUUGCGUAGGCUGGUGUGUUUGUGGUAGAGGUCACUGGGAGGAAUUGUGGGUAAUAUAUGAAGAGCUAAUUGGUUCACGUCCACAAUGGAACGUAAAUCUGCCUUAAGAGCCUGUAGCAACCUGUGCGGGAAGGAAGUGACUGUGUGGCCAAUCAGAGCUGCUGUCUGUUUGCAUUGUACCUGAUUUGUUAUUGGGAUGUUUUUGGGGGUUUUUUUUGUACUGAUAACUUUGUGGUAGAUAGUGAGUGGAUAGCAUGGCUGCACAAUAUUGACCAAAAAUGUAUAUUUUUUAAAAUAUGAACAACAUAAACAUGAUUUAUUUUUAGUGUUGAAAGAUGAUGUUAACACUCAGGAUUUUCCAAAUUGUAACUAAAUGACAGAUUUUUUUUCCCCCCACUGAUCCAUCAUUUGUUGACCAAGCGUUGUUGUACGCAGCACAAGAAACAUCAUGUCCAGGAAAAACAUUCAUUAAUGAUGCAGCCUGAAUGGACAGAGAAGCUGAAGGUGAACGACACGUCCCAUGAGGCUUUGUUUGCCCUGAAUGAUCCAAAAACUUGAUCUUUAAUCAUGAUAAAUAAAAACCAUCUUCACCAUU
Messenger RNA from Seriola dumerili (greater amberjack), 2253 nucleotides. It is a transcript of the gene ankmy2a, whose product is annotated as ankyrin repeat and MYND domain containing 2. The transcript is spliced from 10 exons. The record is from RefSeq and is a predicted model, not a curated record. Gene Ontology annotation, molecular function: protein binding. Lineage: Eukaryota; Metazoa; Chordata; Actinopteri; Carangiformes; Carangidae. The coding region runs from base 114 to 1376 and encodes 420 amino acids.